UUCUCGCCUGCGGCUAUAGAGGGCCAAACCCGCUAACCCUGAAGAGCAGCAUCUCGCGCCACCCCGGCCGGGCGGCGCAGGUCCAGCUGCCAGCGCCAUGCCUGCGUCUGUGCUGUGGGCUGUGGACCUCUUCGGCAGGGUCUACACCCUGUCCACGGCUGGCCAGUACUGGGAGCUGUGCAAGGACACCCAGCUGGAGUUCAAGCGGGUCAGCGCAGCCACUCAGUGCUGCUGGGGCAUCGCCUGCGACAACCAGGUCUACCUGUACAUGUGCGCCAGUGAUGUUUCCAUCCGCUGCCGAGAGGAGGCCUAUGAGAACCAGCGCUGGAACCCCAUGGGUGGCUUCUGUGAGAAGCUCCUGCCAAGUGACCGCUGGCCAUGGAGUGACGUGAGUGGGCUCCAGCACCGGCCGCUGGAUGGGGUGGCGCUGCCGUCCCCAUACUGGGAGUGGGAGUCGGACUGGUAUGUGGAUGAGAAUUUUGGAGGAGAACCCACUGAGAAAGGGGGGUGGACCUAUGCCAUCGACUUCCCCGCCACCUACACGAGAGACAAGAGGUGGAACUCGUGUGUGCGGCGGCGGAAGUGGAUCCGAUACAGGAGAUACAAGUCCCGGGAUGCCUGGGCCAAGAUCCCCUCAAAGGAUGACCUUAAGGAUCUGCCUGAUCCCUUCAAUGACCUCUCUGUGGGUGGGUGGGAGAUCACUGAGGAACCCGUGGGCCGCUUGUCAGUGUGGGCUGUGUCCCUGCAGGGAAAGGUAUGGUACAGGGAGGACGUCAGCCACUCCAACCCAGAAGGUUCAUCCUGGUCUCUGGUGGACACACCUGGGGAAGCUGUCCAAAUCAGCUGUGGACCCCACGACCUCCUGUGGGUCACCCUCUGGGAGGGGCAGGCCUUGGUCCGGGAAGGAAUCAACAGGAACAACCCCAAAGGUAGUUCGUGGUCUAUAGUGGAGCCUCCGGGGUCUGAGAACGGGAUCAUGCACGUCUCUGCUGGAGUGAGCGUGGUCUGGGCUGUCACCAAGGACCGGAAGGUGUGGUUCCGAAGAGGCGUGAACUCGCACAAUCCGUGUGGCACUAGCUGGAUCGAGAUGGUUGGGGAGAUGACGAUGGUGAACGUGGGGCUAAAUGACCAGGUCUGGGGCAUCGGCUCUGAGGAGCGAGCUGUGUACUUCCGACAGGGUGUCACACCCAGUGAACUCAGUGGGAAGACAUGGAAGGCCAUCGUCGCAGGCCGAGAGAGUGACCGGUCACACUCUGGCAGCUCCUCAAGCCUCCUCAGUGCGGGCUGCUUUUUUGGCGACGAGGUGAAGGGUGGCAGUGAGUCUGCACCCAGUGACACUGAUGCUGCCGCUGAAGUGGAGAGACCCAGGCCUGAGUGGUCUGCGCCUGAAGAGCCUUUGGACAAUUCCAGGGACCCCAAGGACAGUGCAGCCCUAGGCCCCGAGACUGGAGGGACUGCCGAGUGUGCCUCGGAGAACCUCUGUCCUGAUGCGGGCGCCAGGGAGGCUGCUCAGGCCUCUGUCGGCAGUGCGCGCCCCCUGCCGGCCUCCGCUGCAGCUGAGCUGCCCUGGACCAGCAUUGACCUGAAGGAGCCCAGGAAGAUACCCAGCCACUCUGCUGCAGGCUUUGCUGAGACCACGAGCCACUCCUCCCUAGGGCUCUUGCCCCUAGGCCUGGACGAGCCCUACGGGGCUGACGACCACCCUCUGUGGGCCUGGGUGUCCGGGGGUGGCUGCGCAGUGGAGGCCGGCUCUAUGCUCAAGUGGUUCACUGUCCAGUCGGGCCUGUCUCCCUCAGUGCAGACCCUGUCCCUGUCCAUCUCGCCGGCCCAGACUGCCACCUGGAGGAAGCAGAUCUUCCAGCAGCUCACAGAGAGGACCAAGCGGGAGCUGGAGAACUUCAGGCACUAUGAGCAGGCUGUGGAGCAGUCUGUGUGGGUGAAGACAGGAACCCUGCAGUGGUGGUGUGACUGGAAGCCCCACAAGUGGGUGGACGUCCGCGUGGCCCUGGAGCAGUUCACAGGCCACGAUGGGGCCCGUGACAGCAUCCUCUUCGUCUACUACAUAGUCCACGAGGAGAAGAAGUACUUCCACGUGUUCCUCAACGAGGUGACAGUGCUGGUCCCGGUGCUUAACGAGGCCAAGCAUUCCUUUGCCCUGUACACCCCAGAGAGGACACGGCAGAGGUGGCCUGUGCGCCUGGCUGCCACCACUGAACAGGAUAUGAAUGACUGGCUUGCCCUGCUCAGUCUGAGCUGCUGUGAGAGCCGGAAGAUCCACGGCCGCCCAUCCCCGCAGGCCGUCUGGUCUGUCACCUGCAAGGGGGACAUCUUUGUGAGUGAGCCCAGCCCAGACCUGGAGGCCCAGGACCACCUGCUACCCUGUGACCAGAUGUUCUGGCGGCAGAUGGGAGGUCACCUGCGGGUGGUGGAAGCCAAUAGCCGUGGCGUGGUAUGGGGCAUUGGCUAUGACCACACGGCCUGGGUGUACACGGGCGGCUACGGUGGAGGCUGCGUCCAAGGCCUGGCCAGUAGUACCAGCAACAUCUACACGCAGUCAGACGUGAAGAGCGUCUGCAUCUAUGAGAACCAGCGCUGGAACCCUGUCACAGGCUACACCAGCAGGGGCCUACCUACCGACCGAUACAUGUGGAGCGACGCCUCGGGGCUGCAGGAGUGCACCAAGGCCAGCACGAAGCCCCCGUCCCUACAGUGGACCUGGGUUUCAGACUGGUACGUGGACUUCAGCGUUCCUGGUGGCACGGACCAGGAAGGGUGGCAGUAUGCCAGUGACUUCCCUGCCUCAUACCACGGGUACAAAACCAUGAAGGAUUUUGUCAGAAGGAGGUGCUGGGCCAGAAAAUGCAAGCUGGUGACCAAUGGACCCUGGCUGGAGGUGGCCCCCAUCGCCCUUGGGGACGUGUCUAUCAUCCCGGAGAGCCCAGAGAACCCAGAGGGUGAUGGCCGUGGUCACAACAUUGCACUCUGGGCUGUUAGUGACAAAGGCGAUGUGCUCUGCCGCCUGGGUGUGUCUGAGCUGAACCCUGUGGGCUCCUCCUGGCUGCACAUUGGCACCGACCAGCCCUUCGCCUCAGUCUCCAUUGGGGCCUGCUACCAGGUAUGGGCUGUGGCCAGGGAUGGCUCUGCGUUCUACCGGGGCUCUGUGUCCCCUUCCCAGCCAGCGGUCAGCUGUCCUGUCACAGGUGACUGCUGGUACCAUAUCCCAUCACCCCCCAAGCAGAGGCUGAUGCAGGUGUCCGUGGGGCAGACGUCUGUGUACGCCCUGGAUGAAAAUGGGAACCUGUGGUACCGUGGAGGAGUCACACCCAGCUACCCUCAGGGCUCCAGCUGGGAGCACGUGUCCAACAACGUGCGCAGAGUGUCUGUGGGACCCCUGGACCAGGUCUGGGUCAUCGCCAACAAGGUCCAGGGGACCCAUGGCCUAAGCAGGGGGACCGUGUGUCGCCGCACCGGUGUGCAGCCCCGAGAGCCCAAGGGACAGGGCUGGGACUACGGUAUCGGGGGAGGCUGGGACCACAUCUCUGUCCGAGCCAAUGCCACCAGGGCCUCCCGGAAUGUGUCCCAAGAGCAGAAGGCCCAUGGCCCUGUCAGCUGCUGAGAAUGCCUGCCACCCAUAGGAGGGGGUGACACCAGGCUUGAAAGAUCCAGGCUGAGCCAUUCUGUGCUGAAGUGCACACCGUGGAGGGUGUUGCAAAGGUCGACUCGGGAAGUCUGGCCCAGGUUGCAGCCAACUUCCAAAGCACUGGCCGAAAUGCCCAGAGAUGUGACGCUCUGUGGGACUCGCCCACCCACAUCCCCAGUCUUGGAGAAAUGUCAGAGAGAGGAGUUGGGGACAAGGACCCUUGCCACAGCCCAUCCCAACUGUCGCUUCCUAUUCUGCCUUCUUCCUCCCUAAGCUGGAACCUGGAACCCAAAGCCCUCUAGGCCAGCCCUCCAAAUCACACCUGGGCUCUACCUACCCCAUUGGGAAUUUCCACGAAGCCCAAGUCACUUAUCACAUGCCAUGAUCACCCCCCAGAGUGGGAAUGUGCGGAGGGUAUUUUCCAUGUUCAGUAGAGUGGGCAGCUUAGAAAUGGAUGGUUGGUUGUGGGUGGUUGUCCUCUUUCGCAGUGGUUUGGUGUCCCCUAGAGAAGACUGGGAGGUGGAGAUGGUGUGUGUGCGUGCACAAUUACCAUUAGGAGUCCUUGGCCACCUCCCUGCCUAUGAUUCAGUGGGACAGGGGCCUUCUGGUUCACCCGACCAUGUGGAAGGGUGGCCAUCCCAUGGAAGGGUGGCUGGGUGGAAGCUGAUGGCACCUUGGGCCCCACAGGUGUUGGGGGCGAGCAGUAAUGUGCCUGGCAUGAAGGUGUGGCCUGAGCCCUGAGUGUUCUGUGCCUGGGGCACAACAGAAGGCACCUUUGCCCCAGGGGUGCCCUGGCCAGCCAGGCAAGAAGGACAUGCUUGGCCAGUGCCCCAGCUCCCUCACGCAGCCUCCUGCCUGCCUAUACAAGGUGGCAUCUUCCUCCAGCUAGACACUGGCCAGGAGAUGGCCAGAGCCAAGUCCUUCAUCUGCCAGGAUGAGCCACUGGCCACUUGUUGGGCUCUGGGACAGAAAGGGCAGCUCUGCAUUUGCCUCCGAGUCCACACUGCUGUUACAGUUUGUCACCAGAAGCUGACUCUGAGCACUGCCCCCACCCCAGCCCUCUUCCCAUGGCAUUUGAGAGGCCUGUUGUCCAUUGGCCAUGGUUCCAGAGUUGGGCUGGUCCCACCAGGGUGUGGAGCUGCCCUGCAACCUCAAGAGUGGAUCCCUCGUCUGUUUACAUUUCCCCAUCAGGUUCCUGAUAGGCAGUGUGGCUUGUCACCUCACAUCUGUGACCUGUACAUCUGCCCUUGAGUCUCACUGUGCAGGUAGCUUUCAGGCAACCUCCUGGAGGGUGUCACCCUGCCCUGUCUCUGCAGUGACCUCUCCUGACCGUUUACCUGCUCAGCAUCACUGAACUCUUGAUUCCUCAGAUGCUUUAUUCAAUAAAAACUUAUGUCACACUGCCCUGUCACUGCAGUGA
This is a messenger RNA of Octodon degus (degu), 5060 nucleotides long. It is a transcript of the gene Tecpr1, whose product is annotated as tectonin beta-propeller repeat containing 1. Bases 98 to 3616 code for a protein of 1172 amino acids. Lineage: Eukaryota; Metazoa; Chordata; Mammalia; Rodentia; Octodontidae. Gene Ontology annotation, cellular component: membrane. The record is from RefSeq and is a predicted model, not a curated record. The transcript has 27 exons.